Messenger RNA from Priapulus caudatus, 1771 nucleotides. RefSeq names its product amine oxidase [flavin-containing] A-like. The record is from RefSeq and is a predicted model, not a curated record. NCBI's taxonomy places the organism in Eukaryota, Metazoa, Priapulida, Priapulimorpha, Priapulimorphida, Priapulidae. Gene Ontology annotation, molecular function: oxidoreductase activity.
AGUGCAGCUAAGCUAUUGUCAGAGCAUGGCAGGAUGUACUUGUGCUGAGGCUAGAGACAGAGUUGGCGGAAGAACAUACACAGUCGAUCCAAAACUAUGGGAUACACAGACUUUGGUGGAGCAUAUGUGGGACCAACACAGAACAGGGUCUUACGGUUGGCAAAAGAACUUGGUCUGACUUUCUACUAUGUAAAUGAAAAGGAGUUGAGCAUUGAUUAUAGAAAGGGUAAGAGGAGAAUGUAUCAGGGCACAAUCCCACCAGUGUGGAACCCGUUGGUCCUGCUAGACCUCAACAAUGUCAUGAGAGAAGUGGAUGCAUUCGCUAAGUUGGUUCCAGUUGAUGCACCGUGGAGUGCAGAGAGGGCCGUGGAGUGGGAUUCCAUGACAGUGAAAGAGUACAUCAGUAAAGCUUGCUGGUUUAGCUGCACGGCUUCAGUUAUGCGCCUUGCAGUUUCUUCCUUGCUUACAUCUGAACCACACGAGCUGUCCUUUCUCAGCUUUCUGUGGUACAUUCACUCCGGGCAAGGCAUUCUGAGAAUGGCAAACAUAACUAAUGGGGCACAGGAUCAUUAAAACGAUGACUUUCUACAAAACUGCAUUUUGGAGAGAUUAUGGAUGCUGUGGGAGUGUCAUCAGUCAUAAUGGCCCUGUCGUCUAUUGCAUUGAUGACACAAAGCCCGAUGGUUCAUUUCCCUGCAUCAUGGGCUUCGUGGUUGCUGAUCGGGCUCGUGAAUUGUGUGGAACGACACCAGAGGAAAGAAAGAAGACCAUAUGCAAGCAUUAUGUUGAAAGCUUUGGAAUGAAGGAGUUUAUGCAUCCGGUGAAUUAUGCAGAAAAGAACUGGAUGGAAGAAGAGUAUUCUGGUGGAUGUUAUACCAGUGGUAUGCCUCCAGGUGUACUCACAAAGUAUGGCAGAGUUCUGAGAGAGCCUUUUGGGGAUAUCUACUUUGCUGGCACAGAAAGCGCCACCUAUUGGUCUGGCUAUAUGGAAGGGGCCAUACAAGCUGGUGAACGAGCUGCUAGAGAGGUUCUUGCUGCGAUGGGAACAGAGAACCCAAGUAAUAUUGAUCCCAUUGAGCCAGCAGAUGCAGAUGUUUCAGACACUUUCAUUGGACCAAGUAGGUUGGAACUCAUGUUGCCAUCUCUGGGAGCGUUGCUGACACUUUCCUCAAUAGGUGGAGCCGUCAUCGCAUGUGCUGUGGCAUACAAAUAUAUUUGACUGUAGUAUGUUGUCCCUGAAUGUUGUAUAAUGCUAGGUCAAACAAUGCUAGGCAGGCCACAUGACUACUUCUUAGCUAAUAAGCUCAUAAAUUGCUUGUAGUGUAUAUGGUUUAAUUUUCAAGAGAUGGAUUAUUUCACAAUAUGGAUAUAAGUACCUCACUAAUUUAGCAAGAAAUAUAAUUGCUUGCAAUAGCAAUACUUGUGUAUGAGAAAUUAAGUUUUUGUUAUGCAUGUUGAAAUCAUGUUUUUCUUUACAUACAUGUGAAAUGUUAGCUGUGAUAGGUGUCUUGGGUGUGAACAGUUUUUUGGGUUGAUUUUUUUGGGUUGAUUAUAGUUUGCAAUAAAAGUUCUGAGUAGGUAUAUCAAUAUAUAUUUUCACAAUAUACUAUGGGCUUGCUAUACCAGUAUGAGUGGAAAUAUAUGACUGGUGUGUGUACAUCAAGAAAUAACAUGGGAAAUAUGGCGAAGCUACAGUCAAUGCACAUGUAGUUGCACCUGUGCGCUUGUGAUAACAAGAUGUUUAACGUUUGCUAAUAAAUGUUGAAACGAA